CGUCUUCAUUGCAAAAAAGGGCAAACAAAGGCUAGUGAAAACAGCCUUAGCCAAGCUGCCCCAUGGCCCUGGUUGUGUAUUGGUACGAUUUCAUUUGUUUUGGCGUUGUAGCGGCUGCCUUCAUCGGGUCAUUAUGGGUACUAUGGAAGAAAGAAGCAGCGUCUAGAUGCGACGAGGAAAGCGUGUACGAGAGCCUGUUAGAGGCUCGACCGGAUGCCGACGGGUUUAUACGUGCAACACCGAGGGCUCAUGUUGGUUCCAACCAGUUAUGGACCAGUUGUUGGAUCAGGGUGCACCCUGGAUGGCUAGUGCUCACUCGUUUCGUUUCAUUCGCGGUCAUGGCGGGGUUCUUGGUGUGGGAUAUAGUCGAAUGGGAUGCUUCCAUCUUUGUUUACUACACCGAGUGGACAUUUGUAUUGGUAAUGGUCUACUUUGCGCUGGGGACUGCCAUAUCUGCUUAUGGAUGUUGGGUGUGCUUUACUACACCACUACCUGAAAAUAGUUUAAGGGAUGAAUUUGUAAAAACGGAUGUGGAAGAGGGUAGAAUUGCAAAUUCUGUAACUUAUCAAGCCAAAAAUGUUUGGUGUAAAAUCAAGUUGCAAAGUCACUAUGCUCAAGAAGAGUUUCAAAGAAGGGCAGGAUUUUGGGGUUAUCUUAUGCAAAUUAUAUAUCAGACAUGUGGAGGUGCUGUCAUCUUGACAGACAUUGUAUUCUGGCUUGUUAUUGUUCCAUUUUUAUCAAACUCGCACCUUGGCCUGAACAUGUUAAUGGGUUGCAUGCACACUGUGAAUGCUGUGUUUCUCAUAGUGGAUACUCUUUUCAAUAGCCUUCCAUUUCCUUGGUUCAGGCUUGCAUAUUUUGUUCAGUGGAGCUGUUUAUAUGCUAUUUUCCAAUGGGUUCUUCAUGCCUGUGGGUUUACAUGGUGGCCAUAUCCUUUCUUAGAGCUUAAUACCCCAUGGGCUCCUUUAUGGUACUUCUCCAUGGCUGUGGUUCACAUCCCUUGCUAUGGAACAUAUGCACUGAUUGUAAAAGCAAAAAAUUCAAUCCUCCCAAGAUUGUUCCCCCAUGAUUUUGUCAGAUCAUACUAGUUUCUUUCCUCAUUUUUUUUUUCAAAUCCACUGCUUUUGAAUGUGGUACAUUUAUUUAGGUUUUAUGGUUUGUUUAUUUAUAUCAAGAUGGGGGCAUUCCUCACAUCAAUAGAUUGUGGUUUAUGUAACUUUCCUUUUUUCAUGUUCAACAAUUUGGGAAGUAGUCAAGCAUUUAUACUAAUGUCAUCUUGGGGCUUAUUUUAUAUGUUUAUAAUAUAUUCCCUCACAGCUUUUGACCA
Messenger RNA from Gossypium raimondii (Peruvian cotton), 1327 nucleotides. RefSeq lists its product as uncharacterized. The record is from RefSeq and is a predicted model, not a curated record. NCBI's taxonomy places the organism in Eukaryota, Viridiplantae, Streptophyta, Magnoliopsida, Malvales, Malvaceae. The coding region runs from base 63 to 1088 and encodes 341 amino acids. The transcript is spliced from 7 exons. Gene Ontology annotation, cellular component: membrane.